UUAGAAAAAUGUUUCACUACACACACAUAAGCAUGAGAGCAAUUGCUUGUUCCUGCUCAUUUGGGUUUAUCAAAAUCAAAAUCAAACACUAUUCAAUCCCCAUCUACAAACCCUAGAAUUUACUCUCCAAUUCUUCCAAUCAUCCAUUUCUAGGUUUUCCUAUUUCUAAUUUGGCUGGUUACAUAAAUAUGAUAUUUCCAUAAGAAAGUAAUUAAGUUGCAGAAGAAGUGAAGAUGUUUAGUCAAGGGAGUUAUAAUUCUCAAUCUGGACAGGGUCCUCAGAAACCUCGGUUGCCGCCUCCUCCUCCGUAUUUACACCCGCAUUCGCGGCCUCCACCUCCUCCUCCGGCUUUCCAACAAGGUCCUUUACUACCAUUGCCUCAACUCCCACCUGGCCCUGGUCAGCCGGGAUUUCCCAUAUAUCAGCGUCCUCCGCCUGCCCCGCAUUUUGGGGUUGGCCAAAUUCCUGCUUCCAGUGGGAUCCGAAGCCCUGGUCAGCCUUAUUUGCAUCGGCCGCCUACUGCUCAUGGAUCUGCUCCUUUGCCUCAUAUGUAUAUAAAUGCACAACAAAAUCCACAGCUUUCUCAUUUGAUACCUGGUCCUCCUAGAAGUUUGCCUCUUGCUCCUCCACAAGGUCAGAUGUUGUAUAGACAUCCAAUUAAUCAGCCGCCUAGGGAGCCAGGUGCUAUGCAGGGUUUGCAGCAAAUUCCGCCACUUCCACCUCCACCUCCACCUCCAAUGCCGACUUCUGGUUUUCCAACUUCCGCGCUGCCUGGAAGUACAAUAGAGUCAACUAUUGGGAACUCCCACAUGUCAUCCAUAGCUUUGCUGCCACCGCUACCUCCACCACCCCUGCCUCCACCGCCGUUACCUCCAUCCCCACCUCCAUAUCCUUCAAUACCUUCCAUUCUACCUUCUUCGCCUACCGUUUCUGGCAGAAAAUCAGGUUCUCCUCCACCUAAGCCAGCAGAAGAAACUGUUCAGAAGAUUGAAGAGUUGUGCCAACUUAUUGCUAAGAAUGGUUCUUCUUACGAGGAUAUGGUUCGUCAACAGGAAACCAAGAAUCCAUCUUUCAAAUUCUUGUUUGGAGGUGAGCUAGGUAGUGAAGCUGCUGUUGGGCACGAGUAUUUUUUAUGGAUGAAGAAGAAAUAUGAACUGGAAGGAGUUGUGUUUGCAAUGCCAACAAACCCAAUGGUAGUUGCUACUGUGUCUCAAUCACUUACUGAUUAUGACAUGGAAAUGGAAGAUGAUAUCACUGGGUCUGACAUUGACCAGGCAGUGAAUCAGCCUUUUGAAGCAUCAACUCAAGGUAGUAUUCCAAAAAGCAGCAAGGAUGCUGAAAAAAAGUUAAAUACGCCGCCAGCUAUAGUAGAAACCGAUGCAGCCACAGUGUUUUUAUCUGAUAAAGAGUUAAUCUCUGACUCCCUAAGACUGGAUGAGCAAGGGCAAAAAUUGGUCUCCAAUUGUGAUAACUUGAAUUUUGGGACGCUAGUGUCCAAAGUUCAGACCCUAGUUACUGAUUCAGCUCAAGCUACUCAACAUCCCUUUGUCGAUGACAGAGAUAUUUCUGCUGCAACCCUUGGUGAUGAUAAAAGUUCAUCUAGAGCUGCUGAGGCUGUUGAAGCCAUCAGUUCUAACAAAUAUCCUGGUGAACUUAUGAUUGGCAGUAGCCCAUUCAAACUUUUGCAAGAUUAUGCUUCUAAUGACAGCUCGGAAAAUGAUGAGGGUUCAUGUUUAAAAGAUGCCAACUCUGAAAUAGUUUCUCAAUUAGUUGCUGUGAGCACUAAAUAUAUUGAUACUAAGCAAAACCAAUUAUCUACCAACCAUGCUGUUGAUUCCAAGAGUUUACCUAAAGAAGAUGCCUAUGGAGGUGUAGGGAAUAUUGCUCAAAGUGGUACAUAUGAGAAUAAGAAUGAAGAUAAAACUGCAAAAUUUACUUCAAAUACACAGAAGAUAGAUGAGUUUGGAAGAUUGGUUAGAAAAGGUGGUAGUGGUAGCGACUCUGAUGAUUCACGACAUGAUAGGAGGCGUAGCAAAAGAAGGAGAAGCAGGAGUCGGAGUCGGAGUCUGUCACCUAUAGAUAGGAGAAGAAGGAGGAGAAGUCGUCAUAGGAGAAGAGGAAAUAGAAGUAGAUCUCGCAGCUGGUCUCCUAGGAAUCGAAGAAGUAGGAGCAGGUCCCCAAGGAGCCGGAUAAGUAAGAGCAGGUCUCCCAGGAAUCGAAGUAGGAGCAGGUCUCCCUCCUUUAGGCAUGCAAGGGAGCUAGUUAGUGGCAGUAUGAGACGGGACAAAGGUCAGACGCAAGCUUGUUUCGAUUUUAGCCGGGGUAAGUGCUACCGUGGGGCAUCCUGUCGCUAUGUGCACCAUAAUUCCGAGAAAAAUGAUAAACCAAGGCAUCAUAGGAGCAAGCAGCAAUAUAUGGAACUUCAUCCUAAAUCAAAGAAUGAUAAUACACGUGAAGGUAGCAAGAAAAGCUCACUAAGAGUAUCAGAUCAUGACCAGGAAAUCAUGAACCAGGAAGGGCAACACAACCGUGAUAUUCGAGCUAGCAGUAUUCCUGCUGCAAAAGCUGACAUAGUUAUGUGUAACAGAAGAGAUACUCUUAACAAUGCAUCAGUUGAUACUGACAGAAUUAACUCUGGCAGCAUAAGAGAGGCUGCUGCUGAAAUUCUAGAAACUAAAGUACUUCAAGCAAGGUCAGAAAAUGCUCCUAUUUGUAUGGAUGAGAAUUUUCCGGAGUCGGUUAAAUCUGACCUGCCAAUGGUUGUUGGUAGUUUUCCUUCUACACUUGCCAUUGAUACUAAAAUUCUGGAAUCCCAUGGUGAGGCAUCUAAGGUUGCAUUUUCUUCGAUGAAGGAAACUAUGGUCCAGCAAUCUGAUCCCGUAUCAUCACAUCCAGUGCUUGAAGAUGCCGAUCAUGCUGAACAAACUGAUGAUUCUUCCAUCUCUCACUCAUCACCUGAUAAAGUAUAUACAACUUCUCCAAAGAAGCUUCCUAGUAGCAAAGCUCUUCAUACUUCAACAGAUUCCUUACAUUAUCCUCCUCAUAUCCCCUCCUUUCCUCAUUCUACCCUAAAUUCAGAGGAGCAUAUCACUAUGCCUGUGGCACAGCUGUCAAGGGAUUAUAAUUCCAUGCCGCAGAAAGUAGCAUCUCAAUCUGAAACUGCUGCUUUGGAAAGUUAUCCUUCUUAUAUGUUGCCCAAUCAAAGUUCUCUUUUUCCAGUAGCUUUGAAUUCUUUUUCUGUCUCAUUGCCGCCACGUCCAGCAAUAUUGCCACCCCAAGUCCCGACCAUAGAUGGAAAAGUUGAACAGCUAGGUGUCUCUUUGCAAUUUCAACCGAGUUGCUUGCCUCCAAGGAGUGAAUUCAAUUCCCAGAGGUUCCUAAGGCCACCCUACUUAACUGAGUUGUCUAACAAUUCUCAGGUUGGUGAGUUUCAGCCUCCAGCCAACCCUCCGCUGCAAGAACUACAUCGAUCUCUAUUACAUGCAGAAGAUUCUAGGUUCAAGACUCUACCUGGAAGCAACCCAUCCUGUCAACAAUUUGUUAAUAUUGGUACUUCUGUAGAUCAUUUAAAACAACUUCCUAUACAGGGUUUAAGUUCUUUAAGUACUUUGGGUUCCUUUACACGGAGCAACAAUUACCCUCAGUCUAUGUCCUUUUCACAGGAAUUACCUGCAAUGAGAAUGCAGUCCUUCCCUGGUGAAAGUUUACUUCCAGGAGGGAUUUUGAAUUCUUCUUCUCAGAUUCUUCCAUAUUUGCAGCAGCAACAGCCAUCAAGUGAUUUACAUCAUUCUGUUUCUGAUAACUUCCAUGGAUUGCCUGGAAAAGUUAGCUCUUCAUCUAGAUACCCACCAGACCAUCAAGAGAUAAACCAAUCUGUUCAUCUGCCUGACUUUGGAGUACCAAGAAGUUCAACUCACUUUAAUCCUUUUGCAUCUACUUUUGAUAAGCCGUUCAGUUCCAGAUUCAGUUCUGGUUUCUUCAGUCAGGAAAAAGAGACAACCUAUGGUGGCAAGCAUGAUCAUCCUUUUAGUUUGAGCCAUGCUUCAGCUGAUGCGCAAGGUGUUGGAUCAAGACAGGUAAUGUCUUCGCCAGUGUCUGCUAAAGGACUUGCGAAGGUUAUUCCUGGGUCAGGUGGAGACCAGUAUGAUCCACUCUUUGAUAGCAUUGAACCAUCAUCAAACUCGUGCAAAAAAUCUGAUAAUAUUCAGAAAUGGGAAUCCUUCGGUGAUGCUAAUAUCAUGUCGAGGCCCGAAGGUUCAAACCAGACACUGGAUGUGGAAGAGAACAAUCAGAAGAAAGAGGUUGGUGGCAUCACUCUUGCUUCAUCUCUUGAUAAAGAGGACUUUGGCGAGACAGCAGAUGCAGAAGUUGGUGAUGUCGAAAAUGGUAGCCAGUCUAGUUCUGAUGCAUUAGAGGAUACAAAUAUUGGUGACAUGGAGAUUGACCAGAUCAAGUCCACAGGGAAGAGCGGGAAUGACAAGGAGUCACGAUCAACGAAACUUUUCAAGGCUUGCCUUGCAGAUUUUGUAAAGGAGGUUUUAAAGCCAUCAUGGAGACAAGGUAACAUGAGCAAGGAGAUAUUCAAGACUGUUGUCAAGAAGACUGUUGAUAAGGUGGCAGGAGCUAUGUCGAGGCGCCGCAUACCCAAGUCUAAGCCAAAGAUAAAUCAGUACAUCAACUCAUCAGAGAGGAAAUUAACUAAACUAGUGAUGGGCUAUGUAGAUAAGUAUGCUAAAGGGUAGAAGUUGGCAUCAUUAAUUACGAUUUUGGUCGAGUUUUGCUGUGAUGACCACCUUUGUGGCUUCUGCGCAUUGGAGCUUUGGAAAUUGGUUGAAUGUAUUGCAAACUGCUGACUUGUGAGGGUAGACGAUAAAGUAACAGCGGCAGAUUGCUCGGUCUUGAUGAAGCUUGCAUAUUCUUUGCACAAGAAUAUAAAAAAGUUCAACGAGAUGAAUUUUCCAACAGCCUAUUUUCCGACCUCAGCAAAGUUCUGAGGAAGCUCGAAAAUAUGUAUGUAAUUUGCUACCUUGAAUAAUGAUAUGGUGCUUUUAUUUUAUCCGUAGCUAGCUAAUCUGUUAAGUGCAGUAAGCCCCUUGUAAAUUGCCUGAUGUUAAUGGAUAAAGUAGAUUUUUGAAAUUUAA
Messenger RNA from Mercurialis annua (annual mercury), 5141 nucleotides. RefSeq lists its product as uncharacterized. NCBI's taxonomy places the organism in Eukaryota, Viridiplantae, Streptophyta, Magnoliopsida, Malpighiales, Euphorbiaceae. The record is from RefSeq and is a predicted model, not a curated record. Gene Ontology annotation, molecular function: RNA binding; metal ion binding. The coding region runs from base 234 to 4742 and encodes 1502 amino acids. The transcript has 6 exons. Gene Ontology annotation, biological process: RNA processing.